Owenia fusiformis is the source of this 2316-nucleotide messenger RNA. The record is from the annotation of a GenBank genome assembly. Lineage: Eukaryota; Metazoa; Annelida; Polychaeta; Sabellida; Oweniidae.
CUAUCGUGUUCGCCAUGCUGCUUCCUGCUAAAUUAUAUCUUACACGCCUUCCGAUUGGUCGGUGCAUAAACUUUUGACCAAUCCGGUGAGAUUUGACAAACUACAAGAAUUCUGUCUGUGUGUCUCAAUUUUACUUCCUGAAACUAUUUUGGAGAAAUCUACAUGAAGAAUUCUUCAUAAAAUCGUGUCUAUGUUGCUGUUAUCCUUCCCAAAUUAACCAUGCUGAAGAAGGAUUGGAAGAAGAAUCUGUUACGCGUGAAACAAAUCGCUGAUCAGAAAGUUGGAUGGGCAGAGAAAUCCACUGUGCUGAGUGAUGACCUUGUUAGCCUUGAGAAGAGGGUCGAUCUCAUAAAGCAAGUCUGCCAAAACUUCACCAAGAAGGUCCAAGGAUGUAUACAGGGACAGGGUCAGGAUGUAGAGAAAAGACUGAAAAAGAUUCCAGAGAUGCAACUGUCCCACAAUAUGAUAGAGUCGUCUUCAUUAGUUGGACCAGAUUCACUAAUGGGUCCUAUCUUAGAACUUGGAGGAAAGGCAGAGGGCAGUUUGGGAAGAGAAUGCCUCCAGUUUGAGAUGGAAAUAGAAGAAUUUGUGUUGGUGCCCUUACAGUCCUUGUUAGAGAAUGACAUUCCUCAAAUCAACAGACUACGCAAACAGCUCAGCAAACUGACUCUAGACAUGGACUCUGCAAGGGGAAGGUACCAAGGGGCCCAGCGUCAGUCUGUAGCGGCAGACAGUAAAUCACAGGCAUCUGCUGCAGCAAAAGCAGAUAACAUCAAAGAUGAAGUUGAAGAUGCAACAACUAGAGUUGAGCAAUGCAGAGAUGCCCUUGCCACAGAAAUGUAUCACUUUGUGUCCAAAGAGAAGGAAUAUUGUAAAAGACUGGUAAAGUUAGUAGAAGUCCAGGCUGAAUAUUACCGUAAAGCGCUGCAGUCCCUUGAAGAUAUACUGCCAGAAAUGAACUCACAUAUAGACCACUACGAACACAUCCCUGUAUAUGGGGUACCCAUUGAGGAACACUUGGCUGUUUCUAACAGAGAAGUAGCUUAUGUACUGGAAGAAUGUGUUUGUACUCUAUUGGAGAUAGGAAUGGAGGAAGAGGGUCUGUUUAGGAUAGCUGGUGGAGCAUCUAAAGUGAAAAAAUUAAAAGCAGCAUUUGAUGCUGGUAUGGUAGACAUGGGCGAGUAUAUACAUGAUGUCCACUCUAUAGCAGGUUCACUGAAGCAAUAUCUUCGUGAACUCCCGGAACCUCUAAUGACCUAUGACCUUUAUGGUGAAUGGAUGCAGGCAGCAUCAUUAUCAAAUGAACAGAGAUUACAAGCCCUAUGGGUAGUAGCUAAUAAAUUACCAGCAACUAACUACAACAAUCUAAGAUAUCUUAUAAAAUUUUUGUCAAGACUGUCUGAAAAUUCUGAUGUGAAUAAAAUGACGCCAAGUAAUAUUUCUAUUGUGAUUGGUCCAAAUCUGAUGUGGGCGAGGGACCAAGAUGGGCCAAACAUUCGCACCACUGGAUCCAUGAGUGCCAUAAUUGAGUCUUUCAUUCAACAUGCAGAUUGGUUCUUCCCUGGGGAGAUCGAUUUCGGAGGAGCUACAACCCCCGGCCCCAGUACCCCUUCUAGUCAGCAUAGUCCAGCGGAGCAACGUACCGAUACAGGGAGUGUUCAAACUACACAUAACAGCGGUGCAGGGAGUGGACAUAGCCCACAGAAUAGCCUAACUGUGCAUUCUCCCCAGCUUUUACAAACCGGUGCAUCGCCAAGCCCAAAGCAACAACGUAAAUCUUCCAAGUUGAAACCUGCCCCCCUUCCCCCAGUAGAUAGGACAACACAACCAGAAAGACCCCCUAUAGCAAAGACACUUUCCCAUGAGCCGCCAUGCACAGAGGGACUCCUUAUAGGGAACUUAAAUCCAGUAGAAAGAUCAAAGUCUGAUGUGAGCCACUCUGAGUCUCCACUCAUAGACAUUAGUGACACUCCACAAGUUCAAGUGGCGUCACCUCAUGAGGGACCUCCAGACAGACCUCCGAUACCAAAUCGGCCAUCAUUAUCAGAAAAACCACACAUGCAUGUGCAGCCACCAGAACGGCCAUUAGGGCGUCCCCCAGUUCCCACACAAGCACAUGUACCCCACCCUGAGAGACCUUUAGGCCCACCCCCAGAUAAACCAUCAUCCCCACCCUCUUUAGGUACCCCAGAGGGUGAUAAACCACUUCCUGUACCACCCCCUCCUGCCAGGAAAAGUAGUCAUAAACCUAAUAAACCCCCUCCUCCACCCCCUGGGAAAAUAUGCAAUGAUGAUGAAAUAACAAGUUUAUAGAGU